AAGCGAGCUCGGUCAAUCGCACAAUCCCGGGGAAGGGGGGGGGGGGGGGGAGGACAGCGAUGCCAACACGUUUGUCAUCGCACACAGUGAGCCGAACAUUGUUCGACCAGCCUCCUGCGCCGCUGAGAGCAGUCGGUGGCGGUGGCCCCCUCGUGUCGCCCAAUGAGGUGGGGCUGCUGCCCGCAGUUUGCUUGGCCGCAUUGCCGUCGUUUCCUGCUGGAUGGCGCGCCGAGGACCACGCCAGAGAUUGCCCGACAUGAUGCCCGAGAUUGCCCGAGAUUGUUGCAGAUGGCGCGCCGAGCACCACUCCCCACCUGCCGCAGCCCCUCCCGCCCGACAGCCUAUGAGGACCACUCCGCGCUCUUUCUGAUCCGCCGUGAGGAUCACACACCGGCAGUUUGAGAAUAUCUGAGGCUGUGCUCUGCGAGCUGCGAUCGCCCUCCGGGCCACCCCUUGGACCACACAUCUGAGCACACCUCACCCCGCCCCCCCGCCCCGCCGCCUCGUGUGCAGGCGUUGCGGCGCGGGCGAGCCGCGCCGCGGAGCUAGGAGAGAGCAGCCGGCGAUCACGACGAGCAGGCGUUGCUGCGUGUCGCUCUUGACUUCGAUCGACACGCUUCCUGCACGCUUCACGCGUGAGCCCAGCGCCGAGGCCCAACGUGCGCAGUUGUGUGUGUACAGUAUGGACUCAAUUUCGGACCCGGAGUAUGGGGGCAUGGCCAUGGGCAGAAAAAUUAGAUAUUCUUAU
Emiliania huxleyi CCMP1516 is the source of this 748-nucleotide messenger RNA. RefSeq lists its product as hypothetical. The record is from RefSeq and is a predicted model, not a curated record. The coding region runs from base 60 to 260 and encodes 66 amino acids. The transcript has 2 exons. Lineage: Eukaryota; Haptophyta; Isochrysidales; Noelaerhabdaceae.